Molecule: messenger RNA, 1944 nt
Organism: Rhodotorula graminis WP1
Lineage: Eukaryota; Fungi; Basidiomycota; Microbotryomycetes; Sporidiobolales; Sporidiobolaceae
Exons: 8
Coding region: 1-1944 (647 amino acids)
Source: RefSeq, a predicted model, not a curated record
AUGCGUUGCUCGUACGCCCCGACGCCCUCGACCUCGUCCUCAGCUCCCACCUCCGGCACCGCCUCGCGUCCCGCUCAACUCGGCAGUGUGCUCUACAAGGGCCCUGUACCGCCGACCAAGGGCACCUGGCUCGGCAUCGAAUGGGACGAGCCCUCGCGCGGUCGCCACAGCGGCGUAUACGACAAGACCGGCGUCCGCUACUUUCACCCGCGAAUCCAGGGAGCCGGCUCGUUCCUCCGCCCAGACGCCAAAGGGCUCGACCUGCGCGGCAAGACGUUCGAGGAGGCGCUCCGGGCCAAGUACCUCGACGACGACGACUGCGGCGACGGCGACAACAACGUCCUCGAGGCAAGAUCCGGGCCGCAGAUCGAUCCUCUCGACUCGAGCUCGACGACGCGGCGCUACGCGACCGACGGCAACUUUGACGUCGAGGUCGUCCUGUCGAGCAAGGUCACCGAGCGCUUCCACCAGCUCGGCCGGUUGCGCGAGGUCGGGCUCGAGUGGGAGAGUGUCAGCGCGGCGAUGGGUGUCACGGACGAUGGGGAGAGUCGGGCGAGGGCGCUCGGGGCGCUGCAGGAGCUGGGCAGGCGGCUGAGCAGACUAGAAGUGCUCAACCUGAGCUUUUCGCUCUUGCCGUCGCUGCACGAGGCGGCCGAGGUCGCCAACGUCCUGUCAAGGCUCGUCCACUUGUCGCUCAACGGCAACCGGUUCACGCGACUUGUCGAGCCCACGCAGCUCCCCGGCUUCGCGCGCUUGCGCCGCCUGCAGCUCAACAGUACGCUCAUGACCUGGACCGAGAUUCGACACGCCGCACCUUCGUUCCCGAACCUCGAGGAGCUCGAGUUUGGGCACAACCGUCUGCGCUCGUUGUGCGGGCCUGCAGGACAAGCCGACUCGAGCGCGUCAUCUCUUCUGAUCUUUCCCAAGCUGGUGCGGCUCAACCUCGAGGCCAACGAGUUGGGCGACUGGCACGAGAUCGUCGAGCAGCUCAACUGCCUCCCGAGCUUGACCGACCUCGUCCUGAGCAGCAACCGCCUGUCCUCCCUCGUCCUCCCGGAUUCCGCCAGCUCUUCAUCCUCGCCGACCGCCCACGUGCCUGAGCCCCGCCACCGGCUUCGUCAUCUGCGUCACCUCGACCUCGUCGACAACCUGCUCGACUCGUGGACCUCGAGUGUCGAUGCUCUCGGCGCGUCGGCGCCGACCAACUUUCCCACUCUGCAGAGCGUGCGGCUGCGCGGCAACGGCGUCACCUCAUCGAGGCCAUCUACGACAGCCGACGAUCCCGCCAACGCGGUACCCGACCGGCGCGCCGCUGAAGCGCAGCCCUCGCCCGCCUCGAACCCCGACCUCGCUCACGACCUCGAUCAGCCGCCCCACCCUGAGCCCGCCUCGCCUUACGGCCGCCUCCUCAUCAUCGCCCGCCUCGCCUUCGUCAUGGAUCUCGACGGCUCGCCCGUCUCGCGAGCUGAACGCGACGACGCCGAGCGCUUCUGGGUCGAGCAGCUGGCCAAGGGCGCCGAGGACGAGGCGCAGCUCGGCGAGUGGGCGAGGACGCGACUGCGCGAGGUCCGACUGAAGCAUGGCCAGGUCGAGCCGUCGAGGGACAAUCCGGCAUUCUCAACGUCCACGAGCUCGAGAGCCAAGCUCAAAGACCGCCUCAUUCACCUGCACGUCCGCCUUCCCCCGUCGACUUCCCCUUCCCCCUCCUCGACCUCCCUCGCCGUCCUCCCGUCUCUCCGCACGCUCCUCUUGCGCGCCCAGAUCGUUCGUAUAGCGAGACUGCCGCUGCCAAAGAGCCAGUACCGCCUCGUCGCCGUCCUCCAGCCGGCCGAGGGAGAGACGGACGAGGUCAGGGUCGAGAUUCCGCCGGCCGAGGAGGGCAAGGAGCUGAGCUGGUGGGGCAUCGGCGACGGCGAUACGGUCGAGGUCGUUCCGAUGGAAUAA